GCUGCAAUGGAGCGCUCGCCGGCGCUACAAUGGAGCUCUCCCAGCGGUCUCACAACUGCUCACAGGCGCUGCAAUGGAGCGCUUGCCUACGCUGCAGUGGAGCUCUCACCGGCGGUCAUGGAGCUGCAAUGGAGCGCUCACCGGCGGUCUCACUACUGCUCGCUGGCGCUCCGGCGCUGCAAUGGAGCGCUUCAUCAGAGGCCUGGACACUGCUCGCUGGCGCUGCAACGAAGCAUCGCCGGUGUUGUGUUGUAGCAUUGCCGAGCCGCCGGAGCAUCGCCGGAGCUGCAAUGAAGCUUCGCCGGAGGUGCCGCGCAUGCAUGUCCUCUGUGCUGCACUGGAGCGCUGCCGCAGCUGCACUGGAGCGUCGCCGGAGCUGCAAUGAAGCUUCGCCGGAGGUGCCGCGCACGCAUGUCCUCUGUGCUGCAUUGGAGCGCUGCCGGGGCUGCAAUGAAGCUUCGGGAGGUGGCACUCGGUGUUGCCUUGGAGCGCUUGCCGGCGGCUCCGGUGCCGGGGGAGGUCGCAGGCGAAGGUGCCACGGCGGAGGUGCUGCGUUGCUCUGCAUCAUCGACGGUUUUCAGAGGAAGCGUGUCUAAUACUCUGUAUUAGUGAAGGAAGGAUCAGACGGCUCUAAUCAAAUCCUGGGCGGACAAUCGGAUGGCUGUUUAGGCGGCUGAUCUUUUUGCAAAGAUCAGCCGGUUGACGCCUAACACCCGCCAAAGUUAAAUACCUUUUGAAACUUCCGAUGUUCAAACUAAUAAUGCACAUUGAUUUUAGGGGUUCAUUGGGUUCUACUGUAAAUGCAACAUAUCUCAAGUACAGGUUGCUUUAUAAUGAUACACA
This is a messenger RNA of Triticum aestivum (bread wheat), 843 nucleotides long. RefSeq lists its product as uncharacterized. NCBI's taxonomy places the organism in Eukaryota, Viridiplantae, Streptophyta, Magnoliopsida, Poales, Poaceae. The record is from RefSeq and is a predicted model, not a curated record.